CUCAGCUUCGUAACCCGGAUGUGCUUCUGCGUACCUUAGCGUGUAGCCUAGCUAACAUACACAUGCAAACGUAACGGCGGCAAAAGGUGAUUUCCUGAUGUCCUGUAACAGACAGUCAGUGUGACCCCACUGACAUCUCGGUGCCAUCUAGUGCUGAUGUAAACCUCCUCAAAAAUCAUGUCCAACCAGAAAGCCACAGCGCCCUCCCUACGCUUUGGCCAAGUGGUCAUUGGACCACCGGGUUCAGGUAAAACCACCUACUGUCAAGGGAUGCAGGAGUUCCUGACGAGCCUGGGACGUAAGGUGGUUGUGGUGAACAUGGACCCAGCCAAUGAAGGACUUCCAUACUCCUGUGCAGUGGACAUCUCAGAGUUGGUCACUCUGGAUGAUGUCAUGGAGGGUUUAAAACUUGGACCCAAUGGUGGGCUUCUCUACUGUAUGGAAUAUGUGGAAGCAAACCUGGACUGGUUGGAAAACAAGCUGAAACAGCACAGUGACUGUUAUUUCUUGUUCGACUGUCCUGGACAAGUGGAGUUAUAUACCCACCAAAGUUCAGUAAAGAAUAUAUUUUCACAGCUGGGAAAGUGGAAUUUCAGGCUGGCAGCAGUGCACCUUGUGGACUCUCAUUACUGUGCUGACCCAGCCAAAUUUAUCUCUGUGCUGUGCACCUCCCUGUCCACCAUGCUACAUGUGGAACUUCCACAUGUCAACAUCCUCUCCAAGAUGGACUUAAUUGAGCAGUAUGGUAAACUUGCUUUCAACCUCGACUUCUACACUGAGGUGAUGGACCUGACCUAUCUUCUUGAUCACCUGGCGGCUGACCCCUUUUUUAAAAAAUUCCGACAACUAAAUGAAAAGUUGGCAGAAGUUAUACAAGACUACAGCCUUGUCUCUUUUGUGCCUCUCAAUGUGCAGGACAAACAGAGCAUGAUUCAGGUCUUACGAGCAGUGGACAAGGCCAACGGCUACUGCUUUGGGGAUCUGGAGGAGAGGAAUCUGCAGGCCAUGAUGUCAGCUGCUGUGGGGGCAGACUUCCAGUUUAACUCUACUCUCGGAGUGCAAGAGCGGUACGUUGAACCUGGCAGUAAGACUGUAGAGGAGGAAAUGAUGGACCUGUAAAUUGAAAAGCCCAAAUAAAAGGAUGCCUUUUUAAAGCCCCAGUAUACCAGGGGAGUCUUGGCAACAUCCGUCUCACUUGGCCUGAAUUCUGAGCCUCUCUACGAAAGCAGUGGAGAGACAGGAACUAAAUUUGGGUGCUGCAGAUCCUUCACGUUUGCGCCAUACCUCAUAAAAAUGACACGAAGACUGAGAUGGGAAGAAGACGGAUGGGAGGAAAUGCUGAUUUUCUUUUUUUAGCGUCGUGAUGAGUCUUUUUUUUUUUUUUUGUAGCGGUAUUAAAUGUGAAAUUCCAGAGUAAAUGCUAAUACGGUCUUUUUAAAUGUUUUUUAAAAAUGAAUGCCUGUUUGUGUUCAUGCAUCCAAGGGUGCAGAUCAAAAUGGACAAUAUAACAAUGACUAUAGAUGUUUUUUUGUCUUUUCACAAAUGGAAUAAAUUAAAGAUAUGAGUGAUGUUUAUUAUAUG
Sphaeramia orbicularis (orbiculate cardinalfish) is the source of this 1581-nucleotide messenger RNA. It is a transcript of the gene gpn2, whose product is annotated as GPN-loop GTPase 2. Gene Ontology annotation, cellular component: cytoplasm. The coding region runs from base 178 to 1119 and encodes 313 amino acids. The record is from RefSeq and is a predicted model, not a curated record. Gene Ontology annotation, molecular function: GTPase activity. NCBI's taxonomy places the organism in Eukaryota, Metazoa, Chordata, Actinopteri, Kurtiformes, Apogonidae. The transcript has 6 exons.